This is a messenger RNA of Carassius auratus (goldfish), 5579 nucleotides long. Its product is annotated as membrane-bound O-acyltransferase domain-containing protein 2-like. Gene Ontology annotation, cellular component: membrane. The transcript has 13 exons. Gene Ontology annotation, molecular function: acyltransferase activity. Lineage: Eukaryota; Metazoa; Chordata; Actinopteri; Cypriniformes; Cyprinidae. Gene Ontology annotation, biological process: lipid modification. Bases 209 to 1705 code for a protein of 498 amino acids. The record is from RefSeq and is a predicted model, not a curated record.
GGGCGAGUCAGUCCGCCUACACGGGCUUUGUGUUGAUGUUCAGGCGGUGCUACAGGACUGACAGUUCGCCACAAGAGCAACACCAGAGAUCAGCAUUCCCAACACCCGACCCAUCCACCAUAAAGAGAGGGAGAGAGGGAGAGAAAGAGCACAGACAGGCGUUGUUUUGGGCUAUUUGAUUUGUAAGGCAGUGGAGCUGGACUGAAUCAUGGCCACUUCUACGUCUUGCACCGGCUCCACGCUGCUGGAGCCAAUUAGUAAGAUGAUUCACCUGCCACUGGACCAGGUGAACUUUGUGGUAUGCCAGUUCUUCGCCCUGGUCACGGCCUUCUGGUUCAGACUCUACCUGCACCCUAGCAAGACGAGUCCCUUCAUCCGGCAUGUAGUCGCCACCCUCCUGGGCCUCUACUUGGCCCUCUUCUGCUUUGGCUGGUAUGCCUUACACUUUCUGGUACAGAGCGGUCUUGCUUACGGUGUUAUGAUCUUCACAGGUGUAGAACACAUGCACAAAUACUGCUUUGUGGUUACGCUGGGAUAUCUCACUUUCUGCCAGGUCACAAGAGCCUAUGUGUUUGACUACGGCAUGUACUCAGCAGAUUUCACUGGGCCCAUGAUGGUCAUCACACAGAAGAUCACAAGUUUGGCAUUUGAGAUUCAUGACGGUUUGAUGAAGAGGGAGGAGCAUCUAAAGCCCAGUCAGAAGUAUCUUGCAGUCAGGAAGAUGCCCAGUCUGCUGGAGUAUCUGAGUUAUAACUGUAACUUUAUGGGGAUCUUGGCCGGUCCAACUUGUUCCUAUAAUGAUUACAUAGCCUUUAUAGAAGGUCGAUGGUAUGAGCCCAAGCAUCUGGAGUCAAACGGCAAGGAGAACGGGAAAUUCAAGCAGAGUGACCCUUCACCUAAGAGGGAUGUGAUCCAGAAAGUGUGUACAUGUGCUCUGUCACUAAUGGUUUAUUUGGUGAUCUACACCAUCUUCCCCACGGACCGUGUCAUCGACGACACCUUCAUGGCCUCUAACCCUUUCUACAUCCAAGUCUUGUACCUCUACAUCUCCAUGUUGGCUUUACGCCCCAAAUACUACUUUGUAUGGACGUUAGCCGAUGCCAUCAACAAUGCGGCUGGUUUUGGGUUUAAUGGCUAUAACGCAGAUGGCACCCCAAAAUGGGACAGAAUAUCAAACUUAAGAAUACUUGAUAUUGAGUUUGCCACCAGCUUCAAGAUGUUCUUGGACAACUGGAACAUACAGACAGCACUCUGGUUGAAAAGAGUGUGUUAUGAGCGCUGCCCGUACAAUCCGACGGCGGCCACAUUCCUCCUCUCGGCCAUCUGGCAUGGAGUUUACCCGGGCUAUUACCUGACCUUCAUCACAGGCAUCGUUGUAACAAUGGCAGCACGGGCAGUAAGACACAAUGUGCGGCAACAUUUCCUGGGCUCGGCCUCGCUCAAGCUCAUCUACGAUGUGAUCACGUGGUUCUGCACGCAGUUGGCCGUUUGUUACAUUGUUGUGCCAUUUGUACUGCUGGCAGUGGGGCCUUCCCUGAAGUUUUAUAGCUCGUGGUACUGCUACAUUCACCUGAUCUGCUUGUUGCUGGUGCUGGUUCUUCCUGUGAAGUCCAGACGCACGAAACAACAGGAACAGCCGCGCAGCGAACAGAACUGUCUCUCCUCCCCAGACGACAACUGCAACCAGAAGCAGAAAGCCACAUGAGGGCAGGAAGGGCUGCUCGACCCGCACACAGCACUGUGAGGAACUCUGAUAUCAUUACUGAGAGACAGAGAGCAGCCGUUUCCUCCCUCGGAUCCAACCACACUGACAGUGACUUUAACAAGGCAUAAACUCCAGCAACAAGACACGGUUAACCCUAUAGUUGCCCUGUUGGAGAUGGGUUUUAAACAGGAAAUCGAAAUAGGAGCGUAUGAAAUUGGGAUGAUUGAUUAUGUCAGUUUGUGUCAGUUCAUCUGAAGUUGCCUUAAACCCUCCAUAUAUUUAGGCCUGAAGCCUCAUAUGGGGAACGUGUUACAUAGGAACGGACCAGUCAUUGUCGGCUCAUAGAUUCACUACAUUAGUGCGGGAAGUCUAGCACUGGAAUCGGCUUCUGCCAUCAUCAGUUAAACAGAGUAACCUCUCUUUUAGUUCUUCUCAAAGGAAAUGUGUGCGGUAAAUGAAACGAAACAAGCCCAGUUGCGUGUUGCCAAACGUAUAGGCCUUAGGUUCCUAUCUCCUGCCGUUGCUUCAGCUUUAUUCUCAUUUAUUUCUGUGGUUAUGUUCAUAUCUGCUGCUUUCUUUGGGUGUGUCUUGUUUUUGCUCUAAUUAGAUUUUUGUUUGUUUUUAAUUAAGGGCUUUUGGUUGGAUUAAGGGUUAUAUUGAUGCUAUUUUUAAUGGGUUGUAGGUUUCCUCAGGGCACACAUGUUUCAGACCAUUUUAGAUGUUUCUCUACCAUCUGUGUUUCUUCCGUGACAUAGAGUCCAUCUGGAGAAAACAGAAGACAGUUCAGUAAUACCCAGUAUCACAGCUUGUUUGUGUUUUUAUUACAGAUGUAAAUGGUAAGUGCAAUAUCUGUGUCGUUUCCAUAGGUGCAUGGUAAGUGAAAGGAUCACAUUAGUUUUGCGAACAGUGCUAACGCUCUCAUCACAUCAGCAAUAGUCAGAAGUGUGUAGAGGUUCAGUAUUCAAGUGCACUACCAGCUAAAAGUUUGGACAAAAUCAAAUUGAUCUCUUUUGAUCUUUAACCUGUUGAACUUAAGGCAAAUGCUAUAAAUGAGGAAACAUAAGUUGUGCCAACAUAGUAAUUUUUAAUAGUAUUUUUUUUGUUUUGUUUAGUUUUAGACUCUUUACUGGCAGUGUACUGUACAUGCAGUAUUCAGAUGCAUGCAGUUUCAAAUUUUUAUACAAUUAUUUUCUUCUAUAAAUACAUCAAAACUCUUAGGCCCUAAAGAAACCUGCAAGUUGUGUGAUUUCCUAUAAGAUUUUUGGUUGCACUUUAUUUUACAGUAAGUGCACUUACAUGUACUUACAGUGUACUUGCCUAAGAAAGUACUGGUAAUAAAAGGUAACUAAAUGGGGAAGGGUUAGGUUUAGGUUCAGGGUUAUUUAUUGUAAUAACAUUAAUAUCUUCAUAGUAUGUACAUGAGGAACAGGACUGCAAAAUAAAGUGCUACCAGAUUUGUUCUUGAACUGUGAUCCUAUGAAAAGGCAUCAUAGAGCCUUGUUCAUUUGAUUCAGUCAUCUGGAAAAUCAGACCUCAUCAUAUUCCCCAAGAAACUACUUUUUGAUAUGUGUAAUUAAGUUGAUGCAAUUAUUUUCUUCCAAACAUUUUACCCCUCGGUUAAAGUGACUCUACAUUUUUUCAUUUGGUAAUGAAGGGCUGAAGGGACUAAAGCAUUUAGCAAAGUGAGUCUCACUGAAUUCUUGUUAACCAAGCAUUUUCCAUAACAAGAAAAGGUUAUUCUUGGGCGUGAAGUAGACCAGCCUCCAUUUGGAGAAGACGCUCUGAACAAGCCCGCUGGGAUUUCAUAAGCACACUUCUCUAAAGUCUUAUUGUAUUUGGCGUCCGGAAAUGUAAAACCAUGAUGAAAUACUGGCAUGUACCUAAAGUUUUAGCAACUGCAAAACCAGUAGGAGGAUUAGCAAGUCUACUUCUGCUGGUAACAGUCUAGGAUAUACCGUAUAAUUUGUCUUUUUGCCCUUUUGCCCUGUCUCUUUUUCUUAAAGGUUUAGCUUAAGGAAAUUAAUUGUUUUAAUGGCCCAAAGGCAUUAUGUCCCUCAGUAACCAACUGGCACCUCAAUGCAAAACAAAAUGUCCAAAGUGCCAAAUCACACGAGGUGCACAAAAGAUCACUUUAUUUGUACAGGUUUACAACAGGGUGAGAGGUUUGUACUCUAAAAACAAACAAAAAAACAAGUGAUUUAUAUGGUCUUAAACUGACAUUAUUUUUACCUACUGAGAUGUUGGGAGGAAUCACUCCCUCCAUAUUUGCACUUUUGGUAGGAAUGAGUCGGGGUAGUGCUAUCGUAGAAAAACUACCGAAGCAAUGCAAGAACAAUGCAGUGCUACUCAACAGUUAGAGUAUGUGCUUAACAGAAGUUAAACGGAUGAAUUUGCCCAAAUUGUUACAUUCAAAAUUCAUUGUAGCAACAAAGGAGAAUCAGGAUUGUGUUCCAGUGCUAUAGGCAUAUUUUGUGAACAGGCUCCAUCCAUAGAAAGAUGUUAAAUGUGUGUUCAUUGCUGUUUAUGUGUAAACAUCGUACCUUUCUUCAGAUAUUGUUCAGUUAAAUGCAGCCUAACAUCUUUUUGUUAAGGCUCAAGUAAUAGUGAAGGCACAUUAUCAGCCUUAUUUAUCUGUAAAAAUUUCAUUUAUGUCAUUCACUUAAUUUCAUACCGUUGCCAACUUCUGCUUCUACAAAGAAUGACCUAAAGCUGUGUGAAAGUGUGUUGACUACUGUAAGGUUUUUUUUUUUUUUUUUUUUUUUUUUUAACAGUGCAAUUGUUUUCCACUAUCCACUUUAGUUCUGUUGUUUGUCAUUGCCUUGUUGGUCUUUAAUGGCCAUUCAAAAUAAGUGAUUGUGGCCCCUUAGUAAACAAGCUAACCCCCGUAACUUGUUGCUAAUGCUUUCCAGAUGUUGCACAGAAUUGUUUAACUUUUCCAUUGUAAUUCCUACUGACUGCUUGUGAUGUUGCAUAACCUGGCAGCGUACAGCAAACCUAAAGAUGUUAAUGAAAUGUAAUAUGUUUAUGAAAAGAUACAAGAAAAGUAAUACCUAAUAUGUUAGUUACUUCAGUAUAAAUACAUUUACCUAUAUCCAUUAUAAAACACAAGGUUGUCUGUGCAAAUGCAUUUGGAUUGAGAACUGUCCAUAGGACAACAAACACUGUCUCCUCAAUUUAUUUUCUGUAAUAAUCAUAAAUUGAGAUGUGAUACUUAUCCAGCAUUUGAAAUGUUUGAUGAGUGACUGAGUGCUCUGAAGUGAUUUUUCCCUUUGAAUAAAGGAUUUGAUAUUAAAGGGAUAGUUCACCCAAAAAUGAAUUACUCAUGGUUUACUCACCCUCAAGGCAUCCCAGGUGUUUCUUUCUUUCAAUUUGAGUUAUAUUUAUGGAUUUAAAAAAUGUCCUGGCUCUUCCAAGCUUUAUAAUGGCAGUGAAUGGUUGUUAGUUUUUAGUAGUCCAAAAGAAGUACGAAUUUCGAAUAAGUUAGCAGAAGCCAGAGAUUAUCGUUUAUAAAGCUUUAAAUAUGGAUAUUUUUUCUUAUAAAAAUUUAUCGAUUCACUUCAAGAGGCCUUUAUUUACCCCCCAUAGCUUUGGGGGGUUUUUUUUAUGAUGGAUGGAUGCACUUUAUUGGACUUCUUUGGACCUUUAAAAAAAUAACCAUUCACAGCCAUUAUAAACCUUGGAAGAACCAAGACAUUUUUUAAUAUAACUCUGAUUAGAUAUGUCUGAAAGAAGAAAGUCAUAUACACCUAGGAUGCCUUGAUGGUGAGUAAAUCAUGAGGCAAUUUUCAUUUUUGGGUGAACUAUCUCUUUAAAAACUAAUUCCACUUCUUGUUUUGUGUCUCAAAACAAAUAAACCAUAUUUUACUUCCUGGUA